AUGGUCUCGAAAGAUUCAAAUGGGGAACCCCAAACACCCAAAGAUAGCCAAGUAAAAGAGACAGUCCCGGUGAAAGCUCCUUGGGUAAAUCUCUUUAAAGAUAAUAGGAAACCUGAUGAAGGCACGAAACUCCAAACUAUCGAUGAUCUCCCCGAAAUUGUGGCUUUGGAGGAGGAUGAUGUGCAUGAAGUCGAAGAUGCCUGGGGGUUUAGUUUGGUUGGCUAUGUUGCUGGUCGUUUUCCGGGCAAAACAGCACUUUUGCAGCUAUGCAAUUCGUGGAAGGUAAAUUACAAGUACUCUGUCCAUACAAGUGGCUGGUUAAUUUUUAAGUUCGAGAAUGCGGAAGAUAGACUUAAUGUGCUCGAGGGGAGGCCAUACUUUGUCUUUGGCAGGCCGCUUAUGUUGAAGAUUAUGCCCCAAUUUUUUGAGUUUGAUGACAAAGAAAUCAGCACCGUACCAAUUUGGAUUAAUCUACCUGGGUUACCACUUGAAUGUUGGAAGUCGAAGGCGCUAAGCAAGAUUGUAUCAAAAGUGGGAAAGCCGAUAUCAACCGACAAACUCACUUCAACUAUGGACAGAAUUUCAUACGUGAGGGUUUUAGUCGAAGUUGAUGUAUCCAAGGAGCUAGUAAGGACAGUUCAUAUGAUGUUACCAAAUGGAAAAUUGAGGGAACAGGGAGUUUACUUUGAGCACGUUCCAAAGUAUUGCAAUACAUGUAAAAUGUUUGGACAUCCAACUUUGGGAUGCAAUGUUAAUAGACAGCAUGCAGAUGGCAAAGGGGUAGAAUCAGGAAGCAAACAGGUUGGUACAAAAAUAGGUCAGGUUUCAGGCAACACUAAGGAACCAACAGCACAAUCAAAUCCAGCUGAUCAGAAUGGUUCAGACAUUGGUGCUGACAAAACUGGAAUGAGGAAGUCUGGGGAAAACAGUGAAACACAGCAAAGGGAACAAGAUGAUGAGGUGCAAAACCAGUUUAAUGUAGUGGACAGGAAUAAGAACCGAAAUAACCAGAAAAGGCAGAAAAAUGCAAGGCAGGAAACACGGCCAUUGAAUGGGUUAAAGGCAGCCUCGAACGAGAAACUCAAAGGGAAAUUAGACGAGUCACAUCUUGCAGUAGCUAAAAAGGAUAAAACGAAGGGCAACGUCCUUCGCAUAUCAUCAUGA
Molecule: messenger RNA, 1164 nt
Organism: Olea europaea var. sylvestris
Lineage: Eukaryota; Viridiplantae; Streptophyta; Magnoliopsida; Lamiales; Oleaceae
Exons: 1
Coding region: 1-1164 (387 amino acids)
Source: RefSeq, a predicted model, not a curated record